Molecule: messenger RNA, 1263 nt
Organism: Sardina pilchardus (European sardine)
Lineage: Eukaryota; Metazoa; Chordata; Actinopteri; Clupeiformes; Clupeidae
Gene: ribc2
Product: RIB43A domain with coiled-coils 2
Exons: 8
Coding region: 39-1205 (388 amino acids)
Source: RefSeq, a predicted model, not a curated record
GCGGAUGUAGCUCCGCGAGCUCUGUUCUAGAAUCUUUGAUGACAACCAUGGAGUACGUCUCUAAGCAACCGUUGUGUUUACUUCCUAAAUUACCACAACAGGGGGAUUUUUACAGGAUGAUUGAGUCGACAUUAAACCGCUCAUCAGCAGCGUGCCUUGACAACACGGACCUAUAUCGCCAAAAGAGGGUUUUCUGCGCUAAAGAGCGUACUAUUGGAAUUGAUGAAGAUGCCCUUGGUUAUCAAGUGAAGGAAAGAAGACAUAGACAUGACAAGGAGGCAAACAUGUCCAAACUAUUGGAGGCAGAUAUGAUGCGCACAGACCAUGCUGUCUGUGUCCUGGAGCACAAGCUGAAAAGAGAGGAGCGCUCUCUUAAGGGCUCAAUUGUACAUUUCCGCCAACAUUUUCAGCAGCCUGUCAACAGGCGUGAAUUUGACUUGAAUGACACAGACAUGUUAAAGAAACAAGAUGGAGUUCAGAUGUUGCCAGGGCUUGUUGGUGAAGAUCCAGACAAAAGAGAAAGGCUAAAGAAGCAACAGUUACAAAUUAAGCAGUGGUGUUUACAACAGCAGGCUGAUUUGAAAAGUACAAGAGACCAACUGCAGAAUUCAGAUAAACUGUAUGAUGAAAGCAUAGUGGCAUCAGAGAGCAAAGCUAUUGAGAUGCAGAAGUUGCAGGAAGGAUACAAGAGGUCUCUUGCCAUUGCCACAAAAAAUGCCAACCUGACUAUGGCUUUGGAGAUCAAAGAAAGAGAGUUACAAGAGAAAUGUCAGGAGGAAGACAACAACAGAAUAGACAUCCAAAACCAGCUCCAAGGGGACUUGCUAUGUGACAACCCUAACCAGAGCAUUAGUGUGCUCAGGACUCCUCAUGUUCGGCAUGACUUCUAUAAGGGCAUGACAUCCAAACAAGUAAAACACAUCACUGAUUAUCAACAGCAGCAAGUACAGGAGAAAAGGAGGAUACAUGCCCAGCAACGGCAAGAUCAGAUUCAGGAGGAAUAUCUGUGUUUGGCCUCGGCUCGCACUGCGCUGCUUCAGGAGAGACAACAAAUAAGUUUCAAUAAGCAGCAGCGGAAGGCUCUUGACAACACCAAUGCUCAGCUUGCUGAGGUCCGCCGUGCUCGGGAGAAAUGGCUUGAAAAGGAGUUCACCAAUGGCCCUACUGAAGGUUACUUCGCUCAAUUCAAUACAAGCAGCAGAUAAAAUCUGCAUACAUAGUUUUACAAAUAAAGCACAUUAAAUGAUUAAAGCAAAUGAAAGA